AUGUUUAACAAACUUAAAAUUCUGGUAUUUUCUGAUACGUUUUUAAGCAUAAACCAACAGUCUCGAUGUUUAGCGAGGUGGUCUAGUCGUAAGCCUGCCAAACUAAUUCCUGCUGAAGAAUAUGAUGAAGAAGCAGAUAAACAUUCACCAAAGGGUAAACUUGGUGUUGAAUGGUCUGGGAAUUAUUUCAAAAAUAAAUCAACAGAAAAUACCAGGCCAAAAGAUAUAGAGCCUAUUACAAUUUCAAAGAAAAGAAUGUCUCCUAAAAUUACAAUGGAUAUGUUAGAAACUACCACAGAUGAAAAUGGUGAUUUUAUUUACACGAAAAUGAAGAAUAAUGAUCCUAGGAUAAGUCAAUUAUUGACAGAAAUAAAAUCAAACAAGGAAAGAGAUAAAAGAGACCUUAUGCUGCUGGAAGGGAAGAGAUUUGAUGAAGUAGAAUAUUUAAAACCAUCCAUUCCUAAAAUAGGAGCAAAAUUAUAUAAAAUGCCUUUAAAAGAAAUGCAGAUGUGGUCGGAUUUAACAACAUGUCCUGGUAUAAUGGGAAUAUUUAAAAUUCCUGAUAUUGAAUCCCACAGUGUAUCAAAUGGUGCUCUUCCAUUAACAAUUGUUUGUGACAAUAUUAGGGAAGCAGAUAAUUUAGGUGCUAUUUUAAGGACUAGUAGUGGAGUUGGAUGUGAACAAGUGCUUUUAACAAAGGGGUGUGUUAAUGUUUGGGAUUCAAAAGUACUGAGAAGUGCAUGUGGAGCACAUUUUAAACUUAGAAUUAAGAAAAAAGUUAACAUGGAUACUAUUAUGGAAGAUCUGCCUCCAAACUGCAACUUCUUUAUUGCUGAUAAUAGAGUUAUAUCAAUGACCACUAUUGAUGAAAAUUAUGAUAAAAAACUAUUGUCCUCUUUAUUAGAGUCUAUUCCUAUUGUACCUUAUUAUGGACUAAAGUUUAAUCCAAAUGAACAUAAUGUUCUUAUUGUGGGAGGUGAAACUGAGGGUAUUAGCUUAAACUCUUAUAGUUUAGUUUCAAAUUUAAAUGGAGUUAGAAUUAAUAUACCACUUGGAAAUAAUGUUGAUAGUUUAAAUGUAGGUACAGCACUUGGAAUAAUUGUUUUUGAAAUGAAAAGGCAGUACAUAUCUAAAAUUAAAAAUGAUGUUAGGGACAAUAUAAAAGAUGAGUUUUCAUAA
This is a messenger RNA of Diabrotica balteata, 1179 nucleotides long. NCBI's taxonomy places the organism in Eukaryota, Metazoa, Arthropoda, Insecta, Coleoptera, Chrysomelidae. The record is from the annotation of a GenBank genome assembly.